Messenger RNA from Octodon degus (degu), 657 nucleotides. RefSeq names its product olfactory receptor 5P3-like. The transcript has 2 exons. The coding region runs from base 1 to 657 and encodes 218 amino acids. Lineage: Eukaryota; Metazoa; Chordata; Mammalia; Rodentia; Octodontidae. Gene Ontology annotation, molecular function: G protein-coupled receptor activity; olfactory receptor activity; odorant binding. Gene Ontology annotation, biological process: sensory perception of smell; G protein-coupled receptor signaling pathway. The record is from RefSeq and is a predicted model, not a curated record. Gene Ontology annotation, cellular component: membrane.
AUGGAGACUGGAAACUACACACCUGUGACAGAGUUCAUUAUUUUGGGGUUAACAGAUGAUACUGAAGUUUGUGCCAUUUUAUUUAUUGUUUUUUUAGGAAUCUAUGUUGUCACACUAAUGGCCAACAUUAGCAUUAUCGUGCUAAUCAGAAGCAGCCCUCAGCUCCAUACCCCAAUGUACCUUUUCCUCUGCCAUUUGGCCUUUGUAGACAUUGGGUACUCCUCAUCAGUCACCCCUGUCAUGCUCAUGGGCUUCCUCAGGAAAAGAAUUUUGAUUCCUUUUUCUGGUUGUAUAGCCCAACUCUGCUUUGGGGUAACAUUUGGGACAGCUGAGUGCUUCCUUCUGGCUGCCAUGGCCUAUGAUCGUUAUGUGGCCAUCUGUUCACCCCUGCUGUACUCCAGCCACAUGUCCCCCAAGGUCUGCAUUCUCUUACUGGGUGCUUCCUACCUGGGUGGCUGUGUAAACGCUUGGACAUUCACUGGGUGUUUAUUAAGUCUGCCUUUCUGUGGACCAAAUAAGGUCAAUCACUUUUUCUGUGACUAUUCACCACUUUUGAAGCUUUCUUGUUCUCAUGACUUUACUUCUGAAAUAGUUCCAGCUAUCUCUUCUGGUUCCAUCAUUGUAUUCACUGUCUGCACCAGAAUCUUGAAAUUCUGA